GGAACUACACCUCCGCUCUGUAACUGAGAAGCUCACUUGACAGUCGUCUUCAGGUUAAGUGCCAACAAGAAGUAAACAGACUGUUGAUGUUGAAAUAGAAGAUAUGGAUCUUUGUUGGCAUCCUGUUCCAAAUACGUGCCCUCCUGGAGAACAAUAUGGGAGACCUGCUGAGCAAUCAAAUCAUGCUCUGGCAUAUAUGAAUACUCAAUCCAAUUUAUGCUGUAUUCCAACUUCAACUGGAUCACAAAAGUUGGUUCCAUUGGAUGUGUAUGGUCGACCAAAUAUUGAUCGUUGGACGACAGCAUACCAUGAAGCCUACAACACAUAUCAUGAUCCACGGGAUGGUAUAACAUUUAAUUGGAAAACAGAAGAGGAACGACUACAAGAAAAGGCAGGGUGUAUAGGGUGUCAGCAUGGACCUACAAGAAGACAAACGAGGACUGGUGGCAAUGAACUAUAUCAAACAACCCUUAACCUGUGUCACACAAUGGAAGAGGGGCCAGCUGAGGUGGCAGCAGGAACAAUCAGACUACAAUUGUGCCACCGCUUGGGACCAUGGAAGUUUGCAAAGGCAGAAUUACUCGCAGGUAUAGAAAACAACACCAGCAUUUUACAGUUUACACAGGUUUGUUUUAUUCUUAAUAUUGUGCAUUUUUUACAAUCAUCUCAAACACUUAGUGAAUUCGUUUAAAAUUGUAGUCAUUUUAUUGUAUAAAAAUGCUGUAGCAAAUUUGUAAACAGGGAAGUCCAACACACAGAAUAUAGAUAAAAAGAUGAGAAACUGUUUCUAUGUUGACUAAGAUGUUAGGAAAAAAACCUGCAGUUUCCUACUCCUGGUCUAGUGCUGACAUGUUGUCAGUAUAAAUUCCUAGUUGAUACUGGAGGGAAGCAAAGUCUUUUUCCUGCUUUCAACCAUAUUUGCAUCAGAAUUCCUAUUGAGUCAUUACAUAUAACAAUAUUACUUUAUCCAACUAGUGAUAAAAGACUCUCAACCAAAAAUAUUGCAAUGCAAAAGGAUGGCAUUCAGCUAGGUGCUAGGUGGUUUCUGGAGGGAAAACAAAAACAAUAAUACUGGCAAUAAAAUGACCUGUGUUCAGCCAGCGAGGGAGAGCAUUUUAAGAUGGCAAAGAAAAGCAGUGGAUGGCUGUUGUCAUUUCUAAGAGAUUCACAAUUUAUAACCCAAUUCGUACAUUGUAUGCUAAGUGAUAAAUAGUUGUUGGUUGGAGUUUGUUUUCUAAAUUGUAGUAACUCUAAAUUACUUUAAAAAUAAAAAAUACAUAACUCAGCAUAACUGUAAUAAGAACAUAAGAAACAAGAGUAGACCAUUCUGACUGUAAACCAACUUUGGCAUUCAAUAAGAUCUUGGCUGAUCUUUUUCCUAGACUCCAGGUUCUCACUGUAUCUGUCCAUCACUUGAUGUUUUUAGCAUCCGAAAAUAUGUAUUGAUCCACUCGAGUAUAUUCAAUGAAUAAGCAUCUAACUUGGUACAGAAGACCAAAGAUUCACAAUCUUCCGAGAGGGAAUGUCUUCUCCUCUCAGUCCUGAAUGGCCACCCCUGAUAUUGAGACCAUGACCCACUUUUUCUGGACUCACUAAACAAAGAGGAAAGUUGCUCCCAGCAAUUACUCUAUCAAACUUCUUAAUGUUUUUGUUUCAAGUGUUUAUCUCUUUCUUUUCAAAAUUAGGGAAUAUAGGCCAAAUCCCCGCACACUGCUCAAAGCAACAAUCCCCUCAUCCUAGAAAUUAGACAAGUGAACCUUUGUUUCAUUUAUUCUAAGGCAGGAGGUGCCAUUUCUUAGGAAAGAUGACAAACAGCACACAGUAUGCUUUCCUAAUUGUCAUGUAACAUUGUAUUAACUUUGUGAUACUGAUGCAAAGAUAACGGUGUUCCUCUCAUCAUUUAAAAAUAUUCUGGUUUACAGUUUUCCCUAGGAGAGGAUAACUUCACAUUACUCCACAUUAUUUCAGAUCUGUCACAGUUGUACUGUCAUCUCACUUGCUUUGACAGGCCCUUUUUUUGCCUCCGUCCAGAUUAUUUUCCCACUAAACUGUGUAAUGCCAGCAAAUGUACAUACAAUACACUCAGUCCCCUCAUCCGGUUCAUUUAUGUUAAAUUGUAAAUAGGUGAGAUCCAAACAAAGGGCCUGAUGUACUCCUUUAUUUGCAGCCUUGCCAAGCAAAAUUUUUCUUUAUACUUCCACUCUCUAUUUUCUGUCUAUUUGUAGUUACCACUGCAUGCUAAUACAUUAUAUUAAAGGCCUUUGAACCGUAAUUUUCUGUAAUAACCUGGUGGUAUCUUAGCAAAUUUUACUGAAAAUUCAAUAUAUCCACUUAUGACCCUCUAUAUACCCUCUAAGCUACAAUUUCAAAAACACUAAAAUUUGUCAAACAAUCAUAAAUUUGAAAUUACUUUAUGAAAUUAUAAAGAUUUCUGAAGUGCUCCAUUUUUCUUGUUUUUAAUAUAGAUUAAGCAUCGCUGACAUCCAGCUAAUUGCUUUAAUUGUAUAAUAAAACAUGAAAAUGAAAAGAUCACAAUUUUUUAAACAAGUGCAUUAACAGAGGACUAUUUAAUAAACAUUACAGCAGUGAAUAUGCAAGAGCUGUUGAAGAACUGAAGUGUGAAGAUGGCACUUACAACAAUCUGAAAGCAGCAAGAGACACAUUUAAAAAAGUCC
Chiloscyllium plagiosum (whitespotted bambooshark) is the source of this 2675-nucleotide messenger RNA. NCBI's taxonomy places the organism in Eukaryota, Metazoa, Chordata, Chondrichthyes, Orectolobiformes, Hemiscylliidae. The record is from RefSeq and is a predicted model, not a curated record.